CAAAAGAUUUAGUGCGACCAUCGGCUUUUAUUUUUAUUUUUAUUUAUUUAUAGUCAUUGCCAAGUAAAAAAUAGUAGAAUAAAGAGUAUUGUCGAAGAUUUCUUGAAUUUCAAUCGUUAAAUCAUAACAUAUUUCAUAUUGGAUUUCCUCAAGGGAAAGCUUGGCAAGCUGGGUAACCAAGUGUCGACGAACGGAGGUGCCGUACAGUCUGAGGAGAGGAGGUCUAGUGAUAGUUAUCAUAAUGUCACAAAUAAUGAGAGACCAAUCUCAACAAAGUUUGAAGGAAAGAAAUCUGAUGCUUCAUAUUACAAUCAAAACAAUAGUUCAAUGUCAAGUUUACAUAGAAAGAAAAAGGGUUUCGGAAAUAAGAUUAUUGAAAUAAGUAAACCUACUGAGUUUGAACAUGGAAUUCAUGUGGAGUAUAAUACUGAAAGUGGUAAAUUUUUGGGUAUGCCUGAUGUAUGGUCUAGCACAGUACCAAGCGAUGAAAUAUUAAAUACAAAAUAUAUCAAUCCUAACCUUGUCCCAAGUCCAGGUUCUCCUGAUACAACUGAGAUCACUGGUAAAAAAAUUGGACAGCCUUAUAAUUUUAAACAUAAUAUUCAUGUAGAUAUUGAUGAAAAUGGUUAUUUGGGCCUUCCUCCAGAAUGGAAAGCUAUGCUUGACUCAGCCGGUAUAACUGAAAAUGAAGUACGGCAACACCCAGAAGCAGUUCGAAAAAUCAUGCAAUUAAGAGUAGCGGAGGAACAAAAAAGGUUAAAUAAUUCGAUUACACAUCAACGAUCUGUUUCUCUUGGUUCUCCUCAUAAUAUACAAUCAAAUGGAGAAAGUUUUCGACCGGCAUCAACAACACUAGCUAGUUUACCUCCACGGAAAUCUUCCAUUAGAAAAUUUUCAAGUCCUUCCUUAAAUGGACAAUCAAAUGGGUCAAAUGAAAAUUUUAGUGGAUCAAAGCAUACUAUAAUUCCUCCUCAACGAACAAGUUCAAGUGGAUCUCAAAAAUUUGCGAAGGAUCCUUUAUAUACGAAUGCUGCAACUUCCCCAUCAUCAUCAAGAGCACUUACUAAUUCUUCAUCAGCAAGAAACAAUCCUGUACCAGUUCCGCCAAGAAGAGGAUCAAAUGUUGCAGUUACAUCUCCACCUCCAAAAGAUUCAAUACAAGGAGACAGACCUUCAUCGUCCAGACCUUCGUCUCCUAGGCCUUCAUCACGUGAAAGACCUACUUCUCCCAUACCAUCAUCACGGGGAAGGCCUACGUCGCCUGUUCCAUCCUGGGAUCGUGCGACUUCACCAAUUCCACCACCGAGAGAACAACGAAAAAUGUCAAAUGGGAACAUAUAUAAUACAAAUUCUUUAAUAUCAAUAAAUAAUGAUGAAAUAGUUUCUGCACAAAUACUUAAUGUUUCAUUUUUGCCAAGAGAUAAACCCACAUCUAAAUUUAUACCGCCCAGACCUACAUCCCCUAAACCACCACCACCACGUAAACUUUCUGGAACUCCCGUUACACCACUUCCGUCAAUCCAUAAAGUAGGGCCUCAACCACCACGACCUGAUCGGCCUGAUCGACCUAAUAGCCAACGAGUAGAAUCGAAUAAUAAUCCUCCUAUAUCUACUAAAAAAACAUCGAGCGUUACGUCGAUACCUCCAAUAUACUUAAAUAGUCCAGGUUCACCUCCCACACAAUCUUCACAAUCUUAUGAUAAUUAUUCAUCAACAAGGCGAAAUUCAGACAAUUCUGGAACUGUUGUGUACAAUAGUCAAGACAUUUCCAAUAAAUUAACUUCAGAUCCUUCUAACAGUUCAUCUAGUUCUAUAAUUAGUACUAAUUCAUCAAAAGAGUCGAUCAAUUCUAAUAAAGAACAAAUUAUUUCAGACAAUUCAACGCUAAAUAAACAUUUAAGUGAUACGUAUAGCGUAGAUGGAUCUACAAAUGAUGCGACUUUAAGUAAAAAACUAAAAUCAGCUUCAGAUAUAACUUUAGAACCAUUGGGAAUAACGGACACUUUUUCAAAACCUGACAAGCGAUCAACACAGAAUGAUAAUGAGAAAUCACGAUCAUCAAAAUAUUCUGAAGUAAUACGGAAAUGUUCAUCACUUUCAGAUAUAAAUCGGUUAUCAAAUCUGUCUAAUGAUUCCAAUAUGGAAAAUGAAUUUCCUGAACAGAAGUCUGUUGUUAAUCCCGAAACAUUGCCACGGGAAAUUAGACAUCUUGCUGAUAUAUUGGAAACGGGCGAUCCGGGUCAGAUUUUUACUAAUUUAAAUAUGAUAGCUGAAGGUGAAUCUGGUAACAUAUAUGCGGCAAACCAAAAUAAUUUGAAAAAUAUGGUUGCUAUCAAAGUCAUACCACUUAUUAACACUAAUAAAUUAGAAAUAUUAAAGAACGAAUUGUCUAUGAUGAAAAAAAGCAAACAUUCAAAUAUCGUUGAAUAUAUUGGAUGUUAUUAUAAAUCUGAUUCUAUAUGGGUGGUUAUGGAGUGUAUGGAAGUAUCACUUGCAGAUAUUAUAUCAAUGCAUUCUGACGGACCCAGGAUUAAUGAGUUUCAGAUAGCUCGAGUUGCUCGAGAGAUAUUAAAAGCUCUCACGUACCUACAUAGUUUAAAUCGUAUUCAUAGAGAUGUUCGUAGCGAUAAUAUCUUAUUGAAUGCUAAAGGAGAUAUUAAACUUGCGGAUUUUGUACACUCUGUGCAAUUGACGGAAGAACAACCUUAUAGAAACUCAUUAAUAGGUACACCUUUUUGGAUGGCUCCCGAAGUCAUAAAGUGCAAUAACUAUGAUACGAAGGUUGAUAUUUGGAGUCUUGGCAUAUUGUUAAGAGAAAUGGCAGAGGGAAGUCCUCCAUAUAUGGAAGAACAUCCACCAUUAAAGGCCAUAGAACUUAUUGCUCGAUACGGAGUUCCAGAAUUAAACAAUCCUGAAAAGUGGUCCGAUACAUUUAAAGAAUUUCUUGCAGAAUGUACAGAAAUUGAUGCUGAAAAACGAAAAUCAGGGGAAGAAUUGCUUAAGCACCCUUUCUUAGAACAUGUAUCUACAAGUGGAGAUUUUGAACGUAUGAUAAAAGAAUUUCGGCUUAUUGAAGAACAAGAUGCUGAAGAAAUGGAUGAUGGCAAAGGAGAAAAUGAGGAGGAUGAAUCUACACUAGUUAUAACAAAUGAACAAUCAAAUCAACAAAAUAAAAUAAAUUCAGAAGAAUAUGAAGAUGAUGUUGAAGAUUAUUAUGCGGACUUUUAUAUUAAUAGCAUGACAAAUUUUUAGAGAUUAUAUUUAUUUAACAGAAACAUUUUUUCAGUGUCAUAUUUCUUUUAUAGUUCAUUCUUUUAUUUAUUUAAAUUAUUUUGAGGAUUGUAUUUUUUAAAAAUAGUUUCUUUAAUUACCCAGACGUGA
Messenger RNA from Rhizophagus irregularis DAOM 181602=DAOM 197198, 3381 nucleotides. The record is from RefSeq and is a predicted model, not a curated record. NCBI's taxonomy places the organism in Eukaryota, Fungi, Glomeromycota, Glomeromycetes, Glomerales, Glomeraceae.